AUGUCCAAGAGCAGAAUAUUGGUCGUCGGUACAGGAGGAAUUGGCACCAUAUGCGCCUACGCCUUAGAGAAAGGCGGCUUGGCGGAGGUCACGGCUGUGAUGCGAUCAAACUACGAUGCAGCCGUGGAAAAUGGGAUUGAUAUUGAAUCCGUCCAAUGGGGAACAGUGAAAGCUUGGAGGCCAGCAGCCAUUGUCAAACACGUCCCAAAUGUCUCUGAUGGAGACGCAACACCCUUCGAUUUCAUUCUUGUCACAACGAAGAAUAUCCCAGACGUUCCGCCCACGGUGGCUGAGAUCAUCGCCCCAGCUGUGACUCCAGGAAAGACGGCCAUCGUCCUGUCUCAAAACGGCAUCAACAUUGAGAAGCCACUGAUAUCCCGGUUCCCUACCAACCCUCUUAUUAGUGGCGUCAUUUACACCGGUGCAAAUGAAGUUGCCCACGCGAAAAUACGCAGCGACGAUCCCGACUGCCAGAAGAUCGGUGCCUUUUCAUCUCCUGGAGUACCCUCCACUUUCGCCGAAGAAGCUGCAAAGCGCUACGUUAAACUAUACAACCCCCACGGCGAGCUGGAUAUUGUCUACGAGCCCGACGUUGCAGGAGUUCGAUGGCGUAAGAUUGCUUACAACGCCUCGAUGAACCCAGUCUCCUCUAUCCUGGGCAUGGACACUCCGCGGAUGCGAAUGAGCCAGCAUGUCAUUGACGACUUGGUCUUACCCAUCGUCCUGGAGAUUCGUGCUAUUGCCGAAGCUAUUGGGGUGACGUUGCAGCCCGACCUCGUCGACGCAGUCAUACACCAAGAUCCUGAUGACACUGCCUUUAAGCCUAGCAUGUGCCAGGAUUACGAGAAGGGGAAUCUGAUGGAGAUUGAGAAUCUUAUUGGAGAGCCAAUGCGUGAGGGUGAGAGGUUGGGUGUUCCUACUCCUACACUGCGUGUGAUUUAUGGUAUCAUGAAGGGUUUGCAGCUGAAGGUGAAGGAGGAGAAGGGUCUUUGGACGCCUGAUUUCAAGACGGGAAACCCGUACAAUUAG
Molecule: messenger RNA, 1029 nt
Organism: Colletotrichum karsti
Lineage: Eukaryota; Fungi; Ascomycota; Sordariomycetes; Glomerellales; Glomerellaceae
Exons: 2
Coding region: 1-1029 (342 amino acids)
Biological process (GO): pantothenate biosynthetic process
Cellular component (GO): cytoplasm
Molecular function (GO): 2-dehydropantoate 2-reductase activity
Source: RefSeq, a predicted model, not a curated record